AUGAGGCACCCUAAGAAAGUAACCCAAUGCAACUUGCUCACUUCCCACCCCUGCAGGUACGGCAGUGCGAGUGUGUGGAAGAUGCUCACCGACCUCUUCGACUACUUCCCUGUCACCGCCGUGGUCGAAUCAGAGAUCUUCUGUCUGCACGGGGGCCUGUCCCCCUCAAUAGACUCGCUGGACCACGUGAGGCAGCUCGACCGCAUCCAGGAGGUGCCUCACGAGGGGCCCAUGUGCGACCUGCUCUGGUCCGAUCCGGACGACCGCUGCGGCUGGGGAAUCUCUCCCCGUGGUGCUGGCUACACCUUCGGCCAGGACAUCUCAGAGCAGUUCAAUCACAACAACGGGCUGAAGCUGGUGGCGAGAGCACAUCAACUAGUGAUGGAGGGAUAUAACUGGGCGCACGUGAGUCUCUCUCUUAAUAAGCCAUUCAGAGUGUCGCUUCUUUCCUCCAACUCUCAAACAAGAGCAUCAUCAAUGAGUGAGGGCGGGAGAUAA
Molecule: messenger RNA, 498 nt
Organism: Closterium sp. Naga37s-1
Lineage: Eukaryota; Viridiplantae; Streptophyta; Zygnematophyceae; Desmidiales; Closteriaceae
Source: the annotation of a GenBank genome assembly